AUGCGGAGCAAAUGUGACCUGGUAACAGAAACCGACUGUCAAGCAGUCGGAAUGUGGCCCCACAAACCGGCGUCUGAGCCUGUCUUGGCGACAUUCGAAAGAGCAUUUGGUGCCGGGAAAGACAGGGUCUCCGAGGCGGCCACAUUUGGAAGGGCUUCAUCAUGUCGUUUGGCCGCUUCCCUCGUCGAAGAAGACAACUUUGUUGCAAUCAAAUUCAACACAAUGCUCGCGAUUAAUUGGAUAAGGUUCAGGUCAUGA
Protopolystoma xenopodis is the source of this 258-nucleotide messenger RNA. The record is from the annotation of a GenBank genome assembly. NCBI's taxonomy places the organism in Eukaryota, Metazoa, Platyhelminthes, Monogenea, Polystomatidea, Polystomatidae.